AUGGGGAGUCCGCAGAGAGCCCAGCAUCUGCUGUUUUCUCUUCUGCUCUUCACAGCCUGGGAGAUAGGGAGCGGCCAGGUCCAUUACUCUGUGCUGGAGGAAGCGAAACACGGUACGUUCGUGGGGCGCAUCGCGCAGGACCUGGGUCUGGAGGUCGGGGAGCUGGUGUCGAGGCUGUUCCGGGUGGUGUCCAAGGGUCGCCGGGACUACCUGGAGGUAAAUGUGCAGAACGGCAUUUUGUUUGUGAAUUCUCGGAUCGACCGGGAGGAGCUAUGUGGUCGCAGCCCAGUUUGUAGCAUCCACCUGGAGGUGAUUGUGGAGAAGCCGCUGCAGGUUUUCCAUGUGGAGGUGGAGAUCAAGGAUAUUAAUGAUAAUCCACCUAUGUUCCCAGAAAAUAAAAAAGAAAUAAAUAUUGCUGAAUUGAGACCUCCAGACGCUCGUUUCCCGCUAGAUGGCGCAUCUGAUGCAGACGUAGGAGAAAACGCGGCCUUGACCUAUAGGCUCAGUCCCAGUGAAUAUUUCUCUCUAGACGUACAAAGCGACAGUGAACAAACGACUUCAUUAUCACUUAUUCUAAGGAAAUCUUUGGACAGAGAGGAAACUCAACAACACCAUUUAUUACUCACUGCCACUGACCGGGGCAAGCCAGAGCUCACUGGUAGUGUUGAACUGCUGAUCAAAGUGCUAGAUGUGAAUGAUAAUGCCCCCCAAUUUGACCAGACCGUUUAUAAAGUGAGAAUGUUAGAGAAUGCUGCAAACGGUACAUUGGUGAUCCAACUCAAUGCCUCUGACGCUGAUGAUGGAACUAAUGGACAUAUUUCAUACUCAUUUCGUAGCCCGGUACCUCCUGAAGUGCGACGAACUUUUCACAUAGUUCCAGAUACAGGAGAAAUUAGAAUAAAAGGAGAAUUGGAUUUUGAAAAGAAUGAUAUAUAUGAAAUUCGAGUCGAGGCGAUUGACAAAGGGAACCUUCCAAUGGCUGGUCAUUGCACGGUUCUGGUGGAAAUUCUGGACACCAACGAUAACUCUCCUGAGGUAUCUGUGACUUCGCUCUCACUGCCUGUCAGAGAGGACUCCCCGCCGGGCACAGUCAUCGCCCUCAUUAGCGUAUCUGACCGUGACUCAGGCGCCAAUGGGCAGGUGACUUGCUCCCUGUCACCCCCCGGGCCCUUCACGCUGGUGUCCACCUUCAGGAAUUACUAUUCGUUGGUACUGGAGGGCUCAGUGGACCGUGAGAGCGUGCCGGCCUACGAGCUAGUGGUGACUGCGAAGGACGGCGGGACGCCAGCGCUGUGGGCCACGGCCAGCGUGUCUGUGGGCAUUGGCGACGUCAACGACAAUGCACCUACUUUCGAGCAGCCUAUGUAUACUGUGUUCGUGAAGGAAAACAACCCACCAGGCUGUCACAUCUUCACGGUGUCAGCCUCUGAUCCGGAUGCACAAGAGAACGCGCUGGUGUCUUACUCAUUGGUGGAGCGGCGGAUUGGGGAGCGUCCACUGUCGAGCUACGUGUCUGUGCACUCGGAGAGCGGGAAAGUGUACGCUUUGCAGCCCUUGGACCACGAAGAGCUGGAGCUGCUGCAGUUCCAGGUGAGCGCCCGGGACGCAGGCUUCCCUCCUCUGGGCAGCAACGUGAGCUUGCAGGUGUUCGUGCUAGACGAGAACGACAAUGCCCCAAAAGUGCUACCUCCUCUUGCGGGUUCUGGGGCAAGCGGGGGCCCAGAGACCAAGCUAGUGUCACAGUCAGUGGCUCCGGGCCACGUGGUGACGAAGAUCCGGGCUGUGGAUGCAGAUUCAGGCUACAAUGCGUGGCUGUCUUAUGAGUUGCUGCCGGAGGUGGGCGUUGGGCGAAGCCCUUUCGGAGUGGGGCUGUACACCGGCGAGAUCCGCACGACGAGAGUUCUGGAGGAGUCGGAUGGGCCUUUGAAGAUGCUGCUAGUACUAGUAAAGGACCACGGGGAACCUGCGCUGUCUGCCACCGCCACGGUGAGCGUGUCACUGUUGGAGAGCGGGCAGGCCCUUAAAGCUUUGUCUGAGGUUGCGGGAGCUGUGGCCGAGGCAGGAAUUAGAAAGGAGGCAGCGCUGGUGGAUGUAAACGUGUAUCUGAUUAUAGCAAUCUGCUCGGUGUCCAGUUUGUUGGUGCUGAGUGUGUUGCUCUAUGUGGCGCUGCGGUGCUCUGCGCCCCCGCAGGGCGGGUAUGGGCCUGGCAAGCCUACGCUGGUGUGUUCGAAAGAGGCUGGGAGCUGCUGGUAUUCCCAGCAGCGGCGGCAGGUUUACUCUGGAGAAGGAACAGUCAAGAACGACCUUAUGGCCUUCAGCCCCAACCUCCCUCCGUGUCCCAGUCAGUCACAUAGCGGGGAGCAGCAGGAAUAUGGGGCGGAGCAGUUGGGGAAGAAGGAGUCCUUUAUGGACGUACGAGGGAAUGUCAUACUCCUUACAAAAGGAGAAAUCAAAUGA
Messenger RNA from Phascolarctos cinereus (koala), 2457 nucleotides. RefSeq names its product protocadherin alpha-13-like. Gene Ontology annotation, molecular function: calcium ion binding. The record is from RefSeq and is a predicted model, not a curated record. Gene Ontology annotation, biological process: homophilic cell-cell adhesion. NCBI's taxonomy places the organism in Eukaryota, Metazoa, Chordata, Mammalia, Diprotodontia, Phascolarctidae. Gene Ontology annotation, cellular component: plasma membrane.